AUCAGCUAUGGAUCAUCUGAUGAAGUAUUGAGAAGUAAAACCCUUUCCCCAUUUUUCUACUGGACUGUCCCAAAUGAAGGUCUUCAGACUUUAGGAAUAACCAAAUUAGUUUUGCACUUUGGUUGGACCUGGGUUGGCCUCAUAGCAUCUUGUAAUGAUCAAGGUGAAACCUUUGUCCUGAACUUGAAGAAGGAAUUUGUCCAAAAGGGUGUGUGCAUUGAAUUUACAGAAAUGCUUCCAAAAAUGCUUGAUAAUACUAUGCAUGUAAAAAAUAAAAUAAUUAAGUCAUCCUCCAGUAUCAUUGUGGUGUAUGGAGAUACAGAUUUCCUCAUCUGGGUAAAGAUAACUAUUGAAAGUUCUGCAGUUUCAGGGAAGGUUUUAAUCAUCACAUCCCAAUGGGACUUCCUAUCUAGUGUCUCUUAUCUGCAUAUGGGAUUUUCUUCCUUCAGUGGCACCUUGUCAUUUGCUCUCCAUAAACAUGAAAUUGUGGGAUUUCGCCAUUUUCUUCAGAACAUAACCCUCAGCAAAUACCCAGAUGAUGUCUUUCUGCCACAUUUUUGGGGGGCUGCAUUCAGCUGUUUCAUUCCAUCACUAGAUUCAGGCAGCAUGUUUUGGCAACUAUGUACUGGAAAUGAAAGGAUUAAGGAUUUGCCUAAGUACAAAUUUGAUUUGCAAACAUUGGACUUGAGCUACAAUAUAUACAAAGCUGUUUAUGCUAUCGCAAAAUCUUUACAUGAAAUGUAUUCAUCCAGAUACAUCACAACAAAGCUGGAGAACAGAUCAAGACCAAAGAUGCAUAAAAUUAAACCAUGGAAG
Podarcis lilfordi (Lilford's wall lizard) is the source of this 816-nucleotide messenger RNA. Lineage: Eukaryota; Metazoa; Chordata; Lepidosauria; Squamata; Lacertidae. The record is from the annotation of a GenBank genome assembly.